UUUAAUUUUUUCGUAAGAAUAUGGCAAACAUUUCUGGUGAUAUUGGUGGUGUACUCAGCAUGGUCAUCUCCUUUUGAGUUGGCAUUCAAGAAGGCAGCAAGUGGAGGCCUUUUGCCUGUUGAUUUAUUGGUGGAUGCUUUCUUUGCCAUAGACAUUCUUCUCACUUUCUUUGUUGCUUACUUGGACAAAACCACUUAUUUACUCAUUCAUCAUCACAACAAAAUUGCUUUCAGGUACUCUCAUAUAAUAUGUGUAAUUCUAAACAUGCGAUACGGAGAGAGUAGAGUGUAUGCCAACCUUAUUUUUAUCUCACAGAGGUAAGAGAAGUUGUUUCAGAAACACCUCUGGCUUACCGCUUAAGUCACACAAAUCUAAGAACAUAAAAAAGAAAAGAUAUAAGAAAUACUAGAGGAAGCAUCACGUAGCAUUCAAUAAAAAUAAAUUGCAAAGUUACGAUAACCAAAGUAUAACUGGCAGCCAUAUUAAAUUACUAUUUGUAUAAAGGAUAAACAGGUAUGGGGCACCAACCUACCACCAAGUCUAACCCGGCACAAAAGCGAGACAAUGCUCAACUAUCUACUAACAUUUUAUCUCACAUUUAAAUUAAAUGAGCUAAAGAUGUACCGCAUCUUGUCUAAUCACCUUUCCCCGAGACUUCUUUGGCCUAACUCUAACCCUCUUCAAACCAGGAUCACCAACCUCUCCCACCUUCUCAUUGAGUCCUCUUCACAUCUCCAUUUCACAUUCUCGAACCAUUUUAACCUCACUUCAUUCGUCUUAUCGACACAGACGCACUCCUACCCUGUCCCCAAUGUCCUCAUUCCUAAUCUUAUUCCUCUUAGUAUGUCCACACAUCCACCUCAUUUCGCAAUGUCAUCUUCUGAACAUGAAAGUUCUUAACUAGCCAACACUUUACCCCAUACAAGAGAAUCAGCCUAACCACCACUCUAUAGUACACUGUUAUAAGUUAAAAUUGUAAAGGAUAUUGCUCAGAUCAGACAAGUUAAAUGGAGGAUUGGAAAUGUAGGACACUACAUACUUGAGAUGCCACCCGAAACAAAACAAAGAUGAAAUUACAAUUGGGAUUUUUAUUUUUUGAAUGGCAAUGAAAGGUUACUUCUUUUGAAAGGUAUGUGACUCAUCUAGGAUUUCCAAUGGAUGUUGCAUCAACCAUACCAUUCCAACCAAUAUACCAAUUCUUUAAUGGGAAAAAGCAAGAAGGAGACAUUUUUGGCUUCCUCAACUUGCUCAGACUAUGGCGACUACGUCGUGUUAGUAAAUUCUUCUCAAGGCUAGAGAAGGACAGUCGAUUCAGCUACUUCUGGACAAGAUUUUGUAAACUAGUUUGUGUGACUUUAUUCGCGGUGCAUUCUGCUGGUUGUUUCUAUUACUGGCUAGCAACACAUUAUCAUACUGCAGAGAAUACCUGGAUUGGAUCAAAUGUUACUAGUUUCCAAGAAAGAAGUAUUUCUCUUGGAUACACAUAUUCCAUGUAUUGGUCUGUUGUUACCCUCACCACAGUAGGCUAUGGAGAUCUCUAUGCACAUAAUACAGGGGAGAAGGUUUUCGCCAUCUUCUACAUGCUCUUCAACAUUGGCCUAACUGCUUACUUAAUUGGCAACAUGACCAAUCUUGUUGUCCAUAGUGCUGCUCGAACCUUUGCGAUGAGGGACGCAAUCAAUGAGAUACUGCGAUAUGCAAGGAAGAAUAGACUUCCAGAAGGUAUAAAAGAGCAAAUGCUGGCACAUUCAACACUCAGAUUCAAGACUGCAGAACUACAGCAAGAGGAAGUAGUCGAAGACUUGCCUAAGGCAAUAAGAUCUAGUAUUGCGCAGCAUCUUUUCCAUACAACCAUUCAAAAUACGUAUCUUUUUAAAGGUGUCUCCGAAGACUUCUUAGUCCAGUUGGUUUCGGAGAUAAAAGCAGAAUACUUUCCACCGAAAGUUGACAUUGUUAUUCAAAAUGAGAUACUAACAGACUUCUACAUUAUUGUAUCCGGGGCUGUGGAAGUAGUAACAUACAAGAAUGGAACAGAACAGUUCCUGUCAAAAUUGGAAUCCCCGGAAUUGUUUGGAGAAAUAGGUGUGAUCUUUAAUAUGCCUCAACCUUUCACGGUGAGAAGUAAAAGACUUUCUCAGGCUGUUCGAAUCAGUCAUCAUCAUUUCAAGCAACUGUUGCAGCUGUUUACCACAGAUGGAAAAAUAAUCCUCUCCAAUUUUCUACAGCAUCUUAAAGGAAUCGAAAAGGAAGAGCUACAAGAGAUACCACUCAUAUCAGAGUUGCUCAGUGACCUGAAUAGUGAGGAGUUCUCUGUGAGUACGGAGCGAAAUCAUGAAGGACCAAACCAAGAAGGAACCAGAAUUCGUAGAGUGUCAGGCACAUUUCCCACUAGGAUUAUAAUACAUGGAUAUCAUCCACAUGACAAACCAAAUGAAGGUGGAAUUGAAGGAAAACUAAUACAUCUACCUGAGUCAGUUGAAGUUCUACUAACAAUAGCAGAAAAAAAGUUUGGCAAAAGAAGAAGCAUAAUUCUCUUGGCAGAUGGCUCCCUACAGAAGGAUUUGGGUGCUUUGCAAGAAAAUGAUCACUUGUAUAUAGUUUGAGGGGGAAAUCCUCAACGACAUGUAUCGAUAAUCAUCAAAUGCUUAAGAAGUCAAGAUGGUAGGAAAUAUCAUACAAUCUCCUAAUUUCCUUGAAGCUUGAACAACCAUGUCGUACAGUUACGAUUGAAAGUGUAAACAAGUUCAAAGAAAGUUUUUUGAAGGGGUAAAAUAAUGAAACUAUUGUUAUUUU
Solanum lycopersicum (tomato) is the source of this 2793-nucleotide messenger RNA. The record is from RefSeq and is a predicted model, not a curated record. Lineage: Eukaryota; Viridiplantae; Streptophyta; Magnoliopsida; Solanales; Solanaceae.